GUGUGUGUUGUCGUUGCAUUGCUCAUGGCGGAUUGAGCCUGGGCAUUGUCUUGCAAACGUACUUUUGCACAAAUAUAUUCGAAUACCGACCGAUCACUCUAAACUCUUUAAAUUGCACUGUUGUCAUCGACUCAGAAGCUGAUCAGAUUCCGGUCAGUCAACUCGCCGAUCAGCCUGUUUGAGACGCGAGCGCCCAUCAUCAUCAUCAUCAUCAUCAUCAUCAUCAUGGAUGUGAAUUUGACCAUCUCCCUGAUGCGGGGCCAGAUGGGCGCCGUCAUAGAGAAAGCCGUGAACGCCGCGGUGGAGACCGUUUUAGGAGAGAUGAUCCGAGUGGUCGGGCUCAAAUUCGAGGAGAUCAAACACGAGAUGACCGCAAAAGAAAAGGAGAACGAAAACAUCAGGAAGAUUUUGGAGACGCACCGCUGCCAGAUGAAAACCAUGCGCAAGUACAUCAGCGUCCUGGCUGCUAAAGACCCUAAUAGUCAUAGAAUUCCGGAGGGAGAUGAAGAAAUGGCAUUGCAUUGCAGAGGGCCAACAAGCACUAUAUCGAUGUGUGCAAAAUCCCCAAACCCCUGUCCCAGACCAAGAGUCAAGGAACCUGCCCCUGUUGCUGGACCCUCAUGGGCAAGACAGCAGAUGCACACGUUCAAAGCUCAAAAUAUAGGCCAAGAGCCAUUAAGAACUGAACAUCAGCUUGCUGAUCUGCACAUUGAAGAGAUUCAAGGAUCAUCAGUCCAUAAAGUUGAUAAUUCAAGCCGUCAUCUGGUGGACAAUCAAGGCCUACUGUGUGAGACCAGUGACCCAAUUUGGGGACAAAACCCUCUGAUCCCUGCAGUGGCUGUGCCAACAGAAAUGCCAGACACCAGUGUCCUCUCAGCACCCAUGAUGACCUUUGACCCAACCCAAACUACAACCACCCAAACAGUGGACUUUGGAGAAGCAUCACUUAAGAUCAAACAGGAGGAAGCAGAGGUUGAAAUUGUCUGUAUUAAAGAUGAAGACUCAGAAGCAGCCAGCACAUCUAGAUUUGACUAUUCCAACCCUGAACUUCACCAGCCAUUGGUGGUGCCAGAGUUCGGGGGCUCACUAGAUCUACCUGGAUCCUUUCAAGCUCUUCAGAGUUCAGGCACUUCAGCAGAACUUGCUAUCCCAGCCUACAUCAAUGUGGACCCGACCUCCUACACCGUAAUGGCAAAAACAGCUGCUGAAAGACAGAGAGAGUACAGGGCCAGAAGGAAUGCUGAUCCUGUACGCAGGGAAAAGUACCUCAGGAGUGAGAGAGAGAGAUGGAAAAGGGAUAUUGAUACAGGGAAAAAGAAGAGAAUUGGUGACCUGGGUGAGAAGGAUCAAAGGUGGAGGCGCAAGAAGUGGAGAGAUGCAAAAGAACGGCAAAAGAAAAGUGAACCAAUUUUUAAAAUAAUUGCCUCCCCAACAAACAACCCCGAAUCCAGUCUUAUGGUGUGGCUGCAACCCUGAAAAGGACACAGACAUGCUGUUAAGCCAGAAUACAGAUAUCCCAGGUGCAUGGGAACUCGUCAGGGCACGUACACAGACCAGCAUAGUCUGGGGAGAUGGUUGAUAAAGCCCUUUAAAGGAUGCCAUUGAACCUACCGGCGGGUCCAUCAACAGUGAGGCUCUACCAGGUGGUAUCCAAUAAAAGUACUUGCCAAUGCUGAAACGGCUGUGGACUUUAAAGCUGAAAUAUUGUGUAUUGAAACACUUAAAUGAAAGAGGGGUAGUACAGAAGAGUACAGUAUGUGUGGGACAUGGUGUUUGAUAAUACAAUUCAGGAAUCAUCUUUGCCUCCGAUGAUACCCAAGUGCAGAGUCUGGCCAAGCAUGUUCUUAUGGCCAGGUUGUAAGGAUGUGCUGGAACAUAUUCUUUCCCCCAACAAUGUUAUAUUUUGACAGUAUUUGUGGGCCAUGCUAAAUAAAUAUAGUUGCGUCCCAAAAGACGCACUAUACACUGCAGUUACACUAUGCACUUGGCCAUCUAGUGAAUGGAUUUUCAAAGUGAAGUAUCGUCUCAAAUGCAGCACUAACGUUUUUUUAUUACUCUGAAGCAUUUGCCGUUCUUGCUGAUGGAAGUGACAUUGCACAAGCACACAAUGUGUUCCUGGUCAGGCAACCUUUAGUCCAACACUUGUAUCUCAAAUAACAAACACACGCCUUUGAUUACAAUGUCAGGCCAAUAUUGCAGCCAGUAAUAUUGCACUCCACCCCUUCCACUAAAUUGGGCAAGCUGCAAGCGCUAAAGUACAUAAAGGGUCCAACAUUCUGCAAUGUGUUAUUUUAGAUACUCGUACACUUCUUUUUGUUGCAUUUUUUACGUGAACACUGCUCACAACAUUUGCACUAUAAAAUGGCGUAGAAUAGUGCAGAAGUAUGCAAUUUGUUUAUUCUUUGUAUUGUAUGUAUGUAAAUGUUUUACAAGUUAGUAUGUAUGAAAAGUAGUUGUAUGUAAAAAUCUUUUAACAAAAUAAAUUAUUUAGCUGAUUAAUGUGUUUCACAAAAAAGCAGUCUCUUCAACCCUGUUAUCAUUUUUAUCCCUGUUAAACUGCAUUCAACCCUGUUACGUAGUUGUUUUUUAUGCACACAUUAAUAAGAAAGGUGUAAAAAUACUACUACAUUAUAUAUAUGUAUGUGAUUGAUCCAGUGGUGUACUACAUUCUCUAGUCUAUAAAUUCUAAACAUAUUCUAAACAUACUAAACAUAAAAAAAUUAAGAUUUUGUUCACUCUUCUAAAACUUGGAGGUUUCAUCAUGAUGCAGAAUUUUUACCAAACCAUAAGCCAGAACUGAACACUGAAUACUCUGAAAGCUCCAUAUUUGAAGGCAGUUUGGAGUUUCUGUACAAAAUUUUACAUUCAUGAAUCUGACUGAUUGAGUAAGAAACUAGAAGAUUUAUUUUCCCCCUACAAGGACGUGUAUGAUUUUUUUUUUAAGUGCAUUGCCUUUAUCUCAAGCCAUUCCAUGAUGAGGAUCACAAGAGACAUGCAUGAACAGGUGAGUCUAGCUGUUUUACUUAAUCCUUAAAAUGUAUAAUGUCAACCUAGUCUCGUAUGCAGGCUAUUUACCUUUUAUUUAUAAGGUGUUUUUAAUUUAUUUACUUUACAUUUAAUUAAACCGAUAAUGUCUCAACCAGACAGAAUGUUAAUAAAUUGCAUUGUGCUCAAUCUCAAGCUAAAUGAUUGUGUAUUGGAAUAUAAAUGUGCCUUCAGAAUGGUAACAGGGUUGACAGUUCAGUUAGACUUAAUUAGCCUUUUGCUCAAGGUCAUAACAUACAGGACAUACAGGGUGCUUAUUAGAAAGAAAGUUUAAUGCAGAUAUUUCUACAGAUAUUCACUUUUCAAUUAGUUGUUUAUUAUUAAAAAUCAUGGUUACAGGGUUUAAGGGGCAAAACAAUAAGAUAAAGUAGAAAUGUCCUUGCAGAGUUCACUUCCUGAAAAAAUGAAUUUGAUGAUUUUUAUGACUUCUAUUUAUAGUAUAUAAAUAAGAGAUACAGUAGUUGUGAUGGUAACAGGGUUGACACAAACUGGGGAAACCAUUUCUUCAAUAUAUAGAGUGCAAUAUUCAAUAUACAUUUGCGUAUAGUUUUUUGUUUUAAAUCUUUUGUGUAUUUGCAAAUGCAGUAGGAAGAGAAACAGAAAAUGUCAAAAAGGCAUGAAAAAAAGUAAUGGAAUUUUGUUGAAGUGUUUGAAUAAAUGCCACAGUAAAAUUCACGAGGGACACCAAAUUCUAGGAAGUUUUAUCGUUUACUAUUUUCUCAUAGAAAGUUAUCAACAGUUGAUAUCCCUUAUUCUUUAUGGUGUUACACUUCUA
Molecule: messenger RNA, 3820 nt
Organism: Xyrauchen texanus (razorback sucker)
Lineage: Eukaryota; Metazoa; Chordata; Actinopteri; Cypriniformes; Catostomidae
Exons: 3
Coding region: 226-1476 (416 amino acids)
Source: RefSeq, a predicted model, not a curated record